AUGAGCACCAAGCUCUCCCUCUUCGGAACAACACCCUUUUCUUUUCAUACAGAAUUACCAUCAACUUCUUCGAAAAUACCGGUUAUAUCCCAUUCCCCUCUUAUCCUACCCUCCAACCACUCUCAUACCCUCAGACCCAAAAAAUCAACUGGUGUCUUGGCAAGUUGUGUUACUGCAGCAAAAGCAGAGGUUGAAGUUGAAGUUGCAGAGGGGUACACAGUGACGCAGUUUUGUGAUAAAAUAAUUGAUGUGUUCUUGAAUGAGAAACCCAAGUCUAGAGAUUGGAAAAGAUUCUUGGUUUUAAGAGAGGAGUGGAAGAAAUACAGCGAAAGCUUUUACAGUCGGUGUAAAAACCGUGCCAAUGCAGACAAUGAUUCUGGAAUGAAACAAAAGUUAAUUGAAUUAUCAAGAAAAGUUAAAAAGAUUGAUGAUGGAUGGGGAUGGGGAUGGGGUGGGGAUGGGGAUGGGGAUGGGUGUAAUUUCCACUUUAAACUUCAUCCAGCAUAA
Molecule: messenger RNA, 507 nt
Organism: Fraxinus pennsylvanica
Lineage: Eukaryota; Viridiplantae; Streptophyta; Magnoliopsida; Lamiales; Oleaceae
Source: the annotation of a GenBank genome assembly